ACUCUUAGAAAUUAAAUUUUUUGAAUGGAUGCAUCGUCUUCACCGUCUCCUUCCGAGGAAAGCUUGAAGCUUGAGCUGGAUGAUCUUCAGAAACAGCUGAACAAAAAGCUUAGAUUCGAAGCAUCCGUUCGUUCUAUUCAUAAUCUUCUCCGUGAUCACUACUCUUCUUCCUCUCCUUCUCUCCGCAAACAGUUCUAUAUUGUUAUAUCUCGUGUCGCUACGGUUCUUAAGACAAGAUAUACAGCUACUGGAUUUUGGGUUGCUGGACUGAGUCUUUUCGAAGAGGCUGAGCGACUUGUGUCUGAUGCUUCUGAGAAGAAACAUUUGAAAUCUUGCAUUGUUCAAGCUAAGGAACAGUUAAGCGAAGUAGAUAAUCAGCCAACAGAGAGCUCACAUGGCUAUCUUUUUGAGGGACAUUUAACGGUUGAUCGUGAGCCGCCACAGCCUCAGUGGCUAGUGCAGCAGAAUCUCAUGUCUGCUUUCGCUUCUAUCGUUGCUGGUGAAUCCUCUAAUGGUCCUGCUGAAAACACUCUUGGGGAAACUGCCAACUUGAUGCAAGAACUCAUCAACGGUCUUGACAUGAUCAUUCCAGAGAUUCUAGAAGAUGGUGGACCACCAAGAGCUCCACCGGCAAGUAAAGAAGUUGUCGAGAAACUCCCAGUCAUCAUUUUCAGCGAGGAAUUACUUAAAAAGUUCGGAGCAGAGGCAGAAUGUUGCAUCUGCAAGGAGAAUCUGGUAAUUGGCGACAAAAUGCAGGAGUUGCCAUGCAAGCACACAUUUCACCCUCCUUGCCUAAAGCCUUGGCUGGACGAGCAUAACUCUUGCCCUAUAUGCCGCCAUGAAUUGCCAACAGACGAUCAGAAAUACGAAAACUGGAAAGAGAGGGAGAAAGAGGCCGAAGAAGAGAGGAAAGGUGCAGAGAAUGCUGUCCGCGGAGGUGAAUAUAUGUACGUUUAAAAUUUAAUCAGUUAUGGCACAGUCCCAUUGUUUUAACUCAAACAUCUCCCAUUUGUUGUUGCGUCAUUCACAAUUUUUAAUCCCAUUUUACAUAUAGAUUCGAUUUGUUUUGUAUGAAAUCUUAUAACAACAACACAGACUUCUUUACUUUACACACAAAUUGUAUCUUGAAGAGAUAACAAGUUCAAUAACAUAACAUCAAAAGA
Molecule: messenger RNA, 1163 nt
Organism: Arabidopsis arenosa
Lineage: Eukaryota; Viridiplantae; Streptophyta; Magnoliopsida; Brassicales; Brassicaceae
Source: the annotation of a GenBank genome assembly